Molecule: messenger RNA, 1672 nt
Organism: Biomphalaria glabrata
Lineage: Eukaryota; Metazoa; Mollusca; Gastropoda; Planorbidae
Product: N-lysine methyltransferase KMT5A-A-like
Exons: 7
Coding region: 112-1203 (363 amino acids)
Molecular function (GO): histone H4K20 methyltransferase activity; protein binding
Source: RefSeq, a predicted model, not a curated record
GAAAUAUGCAUAUUGGUAAAAAACUAGGAAUGCAUUUUAAAAAUAAAUGAGGCCAUUUAGCUUAGGAAGCGUACGAUGAUUCGAUUGAAGGUAUAGAUACACACAACAAUUAUGAAAGAUCAAGACACCAGUAGAGGAAAUGAACCACUGUUUUCACUAAGCAAGCCAACCAUGACAACCACAAGAACAAAGAAAAAUAAAGAAACGAAAGAGAAAAAAGUUUCCCCAUUAUAUCCACCCACUCCUGACUCUUCACCAUGUAGUGUGGAGGAAACAGAAUCCAUCACCCAAACUGAAAUAUUAUCAACUACAGAUAAAAUCAUGAAUAAUAAGGCUUUGCCCAGCCCGCCUAUGACAAAAAGGGACACUCCAGCAGCGGCUGUUUGUUCUGCCGAGAUGAAACCACCCAUCACCACACCUGAAGUUACCAGCUCUGGUGAUGACCCAGCUGACAAAAACGAACCAUGUGUGAAUAUAUCUAAAGAGUCUAAAUCUGAUAUGGGCUCAAGAAAACAACGUCCCAUCAAUAAAACUGUUGGCAGUGUACCUGAAGCAGUCUCUCCAUCAGUCCCAAAAGAAAAAGUCAGAAGAGCAGUUGCCAGCUCUGAUUCUGGACAGCAAACUGUAAAACCAAAACCUGCUCGUAAAAAAAAAACCCAGCCAGAACAAGUUCAAAAAAAUACUAUAACCAAUUACUAUCAAGUUCGGCGCAGUGGCAGACAAACUAAAUCUGAAAUAGAGAAAGUCAAGCAGCAUCAAUUAGAGCAGCAGAUUUUAGGCCACUGUGAAGAUGGUUUGGAGAUAAAAUACUUUGAGAACAAAGGUAGAGGAGUUAUAGCUACAAAGAACUUUCAGAAAGGGGACUUCGUGGUAGAGUACGCUGGGGACCUGAUUGAUCCAGAAACAGCAAAGUUGCGAGAAGAGAAGUAUGGGGAAACUCCAGAAGUGGGCUGCUACAUGUACUACUUUCGCUGUGCCUCUAAACAAUAUUGCAUUGAUGCCACUGCUGAAUCACAAUACCUGGGCCGUCUUCUAAACCACAGCAAAGCAGGCAACUGUUGCACCAGGGCUGUAAUGAUCGACAAGAAGCCUUACCUUUAUUUGGUGGCCAGCAGGGACAUUCUGACAGGAGAGGAGCUGACGUAUGACUACGGGGAUAGGAGGAAGGAGGCAAUAGAGCAGCACCCAUGGCUGAAGUUAUGAGACUCGUAGGAAAUAAUAUUUUACCAUUUUAUUUAUUGUACAAAAAGUUUCUGUUUGUGACUGAGUAAGAGUUUGCGACUGCGUAAUAGUUAAUUGUACAGAUAUUAGAAUAUCACAGAAAGACAGAUCACACACUCAUGGUUGAAGUUAUGAGAUUCUUAGGAAAUUUUUAAACCAUUUUAUUUAUUUGUGUUAGGAAGAAAAUGUAUUUUGUAUGUGGCCGAGUAAAAGCUAAUUACUGUAUAGUUUGUACCAAUUAAGUAAUUUAUUGAUAGAGCGGAUCCUGUUUAAUUAUUAGAUUGUUAUAUGAUUCCUUACUAAAUUAUGUGCAUAACUAUUUUAACAGCAUUCACCAUGUCUCAAUGAUCUAUAAAUUGCAGUUGCCUAGGCUUAAAAACACAAUGUAUUCUGAACUAAACACUUUAUUCAAUUCUAAACAAAUUUUUUUUGCUACAGCAUGUGUGUAACG